Molecule: messenger RNA, 1053 nt
Organism: Geosmithia morbida
Lineage: Eukaryota; Fungi; Ascomycota; Sordariomycetes; Hypocreales; Bionectriaceae
Product: Trypsin
Exons: 1
Coding region: 1-1053 (350 amino acids)
Biological process (GO): proteolysis
Molecular function (GO): serine-type endopeptidase activity
Source: RefSeq, a predicted model, not a curated record
AUGACACCCUGGAUCUACCAUGCCGUCGUCGUCGUGACACUCUCCAUAUACUCUUCCGGGACGCUGGCUCGUCCCGCCGCCUCAUCAGCUUCUAAAUCCCACCCUGUCACCGAUGACCUCGUCGGCUUCGACGAGAGCAAGAAUCGCCAGAGUGUUUCCUCCUCCUCUAGCGACAGCAUCGCCGGAGAAGUACUAGGCAUGACGAGCGUACUAUCCAGCAGCAGCAGCAGCGUGCCGACACUCGAGAUAUUCCGCCUGGAUAGAUCCCAGUUCGCAAACGACACGAGCGCCACGGCGGACCCCUUCCAGCCGGAUUCCGUCUCCUUCGUUUCGUCCAGCCUGUCCAGCCUGUCCGCCAAGGUCAGGCGCUUCAUCUUCGGCACGACAGACAACCGUCAGUACUGGGGCAUGGGCACCUACCCCUUCCACUCGGUGGGGAAGCUCCAGUGGGACGACGGCGUCUUCUGCUCCGGCGCCCUGGUCGGGCCCCGACACGUCCUCACCGCCCGCCACUGCCUCCCGGACUCGUCGUCCAUCAGCGGAACUUUUGCGCCCUCCUUUGACGACGGCGACAUUGACGGAAGCGCCAACGUCAUCGCCGGAAUGGCCUCCGAGGGGGACGUCCCGGGAACAUCCUGCGAGACAAAGGCUGACUGGGCCGUCCUCGCCCUCGACAAGAGCCUGGGCAGCAGCCUGGGCUACUUUGGCGUCAAAACCCCCGACCCUGGUCUGUUCGACAAGCCUAUCCUGUAUCACCAAGGCUAUCCCGGCGACUUGGAUAGCGGCACUCGUCCCUACCGCGUUCUCGACGUGAAAGUCCUGGGCGACACGUCUCUCGAUUGUGAUCCUACCGGACCGCUGUACACCGACACCGACACCGCUGGGGGACAGUCUGGUGGUCCCCUCUGGGAGUUCGCGUCUGACGGGGACCGUUGGAUAUGGGGCGCCUUGUCUAUCGGUGUGUCGUGGGGUGACGGUCAGGGCUAUGCCGGCUUUGCUUCCGGCGCAGAAAUGGUCGAUGCCGUCAACAAGUUUCGCAAGAAGUAUCCGUAG